Mycosarcoma maydis (corn smut) is the source of this 3867-nucleotide messenger RNA. RefSeq lists its product as uncharacterized. NCBI's taxonomy places the organism in Eukaryota, Fungi, Basidiomycota, Ustilaginomycetes, Ustilaginales. Bases 1 to 3867 code for a protein of 1288 amino acids. The transcript has a single exon. Gene Ontology annotation, molecular function: copper ion binding; oxidoreductase activity. The record is from RefSeq and is a predicted model, not a curated record.
AUGCGGAUCACACACGCUUUCAUGGAAAGAGGUGGUCGAUACCGUCGCUUACUGUCCAUUGGUCUGGCCUGGGUCGCUCUCAUUCUCGUCCUCUUCGUCCUCCUUACUGCAUCCUUGUCCGCGGCCGUCCCGGUCUCUACAACGGCAGAGCGCACUGAAGGAACGGGCAAUGAAGCCCAGUCGCACUUUGACGGAGAGGAGAUCGAUCAUCGCAAACUGCUUCGCAAGCGACAUGAGCAGAUCUCCUCUGGCUCAGUGGCCACUGGCUUUGCCCAUCCAACUCAUCUCUACCGUCGCGACGCCGAUGCUCUUCCACCUCCAGAUAAGGCCUACAAUAUGUCCGUCACUCAAGGUAUCAUCAGUCCAGAUGGCUUCGAGAGGCUCGGCUUUCUCAUGAACGGCAACUUUCCAGCUGAUCCCUUUGUCUGGGACGAAAAUGACGACGUUGAGAUCAACGUCAUCAACAAUGGUCCGGUCCCCUUUGCGAUCCACUGGCAUGGCAUUCACCAGAUCGGUUCCCCAGAGAUGGACGGCGUACCUGGGCUAUCUCAAUGGAAUAUUUAUCCGGGCGAGUCGUACACCUACCGUUUCAAACUGGUCAAUCAGUAUGGCGGAUACUGGUACCACAGCCACGAGCGAGGCUACUAUGCAGAUGGCUUGCGAGGCACUAUCUACAUUCGACCCAAGCCAGGUCGCCAAAAACCUUGGAGCUACAUUAGCACAGACCAGGAUGACAUCGAACAGAUGGAGGCUGCUGAGCAUGACUCUCAGAUCAUGUCGCUCUCCGACCACUGGCACAUCAAUCACACCGAGAUGCUGCUGGUAGUGCACGAGACUGGUGUCCCUCCCGCUUGCUUUGAUUCUCUUCAUAUCAACGGCAGAGGACGACAAUACUGCGUCAACAAUUGGUCCAAGGUGAUUUCGCCAAUUCAGGCUAGCUUGCUCAGGAACUUCAGUUCGACCAACCCGGAAGGCAUCACUUCCAAAGGCUGCAUCUCGCUCGUACCACCAAAAAGUGGCUACACGGUCAAGGGGACGCUCGAUGAACGGUACGGCGGUGUCUGUCAGAACACCACUGCACCUUUGACUGUCUUCAGCGCUGCCAAAGCCAUAAAGAAGGGCCGACGUUGGCUCAACCUACAGGUUGUGGACACCGCAACCAAUUGGUACUAUGGGAUCAGCGUUGACUCGCAUAAGAUGUGGAUUGUCGCUGUCGACGGUCACUAUAUCCAGCCUAUGCAAGUAGACUGGGCGCAGAUCACCAUUGGCAGCCGACUCAGCGUGAUGAUUCAGCUUGACCCCGCUUUGGACGGCAACAUGUUCCCCAUCCGUCUCACGGGCGCUCGUGCACUGCAGCCUAUCGAGGGACAUGCUUUCCUUUCUUAUAUCGACGACGUCGAUGGCACCUGGAAUCCCGGGCAAGAGGAAGACUUCGGGUACCUGAUGCGAACCUUGACAACCGCCCAUGUGCCGAUGAGCGGGUUCGUCUCUGACCCGUCGGUCGUCAAAUGGAAACAGAACUUGAGUGUUCCCUUCGAUCCCAUCAACCAGGUUCCGCAGACAUCCAACAUGACAUUGCAUGCCGUGGCCUCUCAGAACAGCCUUAAUGUGUGGCAGGUUGCGACCAUGCCUCUCGACACUGCUCGCCUGGCAGACGACAGACCUAUCCUCUUCAAUGCCACCGAUGGUAAUGCCACAUUGAACCAAAUGACUCCGUACGCAUCCAUUCCCUUCGGCACUGUGGUGGAUGUCAUCAUGGAGAACAAUAUCUACUCGAUUGUUGGUGGGCCCAACAGCCCGCAUCCCUUCCACAUGCAUUCGCGCCGCUUCUGGAUCAUUGGUAGUGGAGCAGGCCCCUUCCCUGCUGAUACGGUUGCCGAAGCGCAAGGGCAAGGCAUCUUGUUCAACCUUGAGACGCCUCCUCUGCGGGAUGGCUUCGAUAUUGACUCCAAUUCCUGGGUUGUUAUCCGCUAUGUCGCGGACCAUGCGGCGGCCAAUAUCCUUCAUUGUCACAUCGACGAUCACGCCAUAGAGGGCAUGGCAGCCGUGUUGCUCGAGGGUCUCGAGAAGAUCCCAGCUGGCGGAAACUUUAGCGACACGAUCAAGGCGCGACCUAGCAAGUGGGUUGAGACCAAGAACGACGAGCUUGGCCAGGUGCUGGAAGCGUCCUGGGCAACUGGCUCUGCAAAUGCAAAGUACGUGGCUCCUGCGCCGACGGACACAGUGGACCCAUGGGGUGAUCCAAGGUCACUCGCUCAGAGCAUUCAGCUGUACGCCAGCUCGAACAGUGUUCUCAAGGCGAUCACCAGCUCGUUGGUGAGCGAGAUGGGCGAGGUGAAGGCCACCGCGACGGGCGUUGUGACGGCGAUCACAGCCACCGUAUCGGACCAUCUGACGACUUUUACGGGGGUUGCUGCCAGCUCAAGUGUGUUUGCGACGACGACAGCGAGUGUGACGCUGGCCACGGUGACAGAAAAUGCUGUUGCUUCGGCGAGCUCAACUGCCAUUGUCGCAACGGCAACAGAAAGUGCUUCUGCUUCCGUCGCCUCUGCUCAAUCUCUGGCUGCAGUCGCAUCGACGACCACUGCAUUGACGUUGGCGGUGGAGACACUGACCUCGGUGCUUUCUGUCAGCGCUUCUCAGGUGAUCAAUACAGUCGUGUCGGCAACCGACACUUCGGCAGCGGCUGUUGCGACUAGCAACACUGUGACCUCAAUCAACACUGCCCAGUCAACGCUGUUUGCUAUUGCCUUCACGACAGAGGUGGUGACUGCCAGUGCAGCAGAGACUCCCACUGUGAAGUCAUCCGUGGAGACCCCAGCUAUUAUCACCUCGUCUUCGACCGUCUAUGUCACUGUGCUGGCUACUGUGGCGCCAACAUUGUCUUUAUCUUCGCUCGCUGCACAGUCUACAAAGAGCAGUUCAAGCGCGGCGAUCAAGACAACGAAUGCUUCGUCAACGCGCGUCAGUCUAGCAUCACAGACCACAGUUGCUGCAGUCAGUACUGCUUCAUUGGUGAGCCUCCUUCCAUAUACGACCUUGUAUGCUACAGUGCCAGCGAGCACUGCUCUCUUCAGUACCGGCACUUCGACGCUCUUGAAGCUUGAUGGCCAGACAGCAGCGGCGACGACCACGAAGACUGCAACCUCGCCUUCGCUCAGUACGCAGUCAGCUUCUAGAACUGAUGCAGACUCUGGCAUCGAAGACGAUGACGUUGUUACGGAAGAGACAGACAACAUUGGUGCGUCUGCGACUACAUCUCUCUCUAGUCAAUCUAUGUCCAGCAGUGCAAGUUUGAGGGUUGCUUCGGCGAACUUGGUCUUGACCACUUCUGUGGUUGCAGCUGAUUCGACUAGUACGGCGCAAGCUUCAUCGACGGUCGUGAUUGAGCGAGCCGGUACGACCACUAUCGCAUCUCUCAACAGGGCUGCAUCGACACACGUAUCCGCAUCUACCACUUCAGCAAGGGCUGUAUUGACCGAAGUGGCUACCACAUCAGCGACUCAGACUCCCCACACUACCAUCUCCGAGAGCCAAGCCUCGAGAGCUACUUCGCAAUCCACCUCAACUGGAUCCGAAGCUGCUUCUCCCACAGCCAACGCUGCCAACUACGGGACGCAUUCUGCCGCCACCACCUUCCUCGCAUACUCAACAUCUGUUGAAACUUCUGAAGCCGCCUUGACGAGCUCAAGUGCAACUGUCAGCGAGGAUGAGCCUGCUUAUGAUAACCCGGUUUUUCCGUCGUCCACUGGCGCUGUCAGCACCAGCACCACCACCGCUGCAACGAAGCCAACAAACUCCUUCACCAGCAGUGGCACUGGUAAUGAGGGCGAGAGCGGCGGCUAUGACACACAAGCGGACGGAUGA